CUAAAGAUGAGUACUUCUCCAGGGGGAGCCAGACACCAGAGGAGUUUGAGAGGUGAGCCAGGGGAGCUGAGAAUUUUCCCCAGGCUGCAGUAUCUGCACACACCAGAGAAUCAUAAAGAAUUAUAAGGAGAAUUUCCUGCUACAGAAUUAAAAGACAUCUGCUAUAUACUGCCCAGGGUAGUGGACCAGGCUAGAAAUGAGAUAAUUGAGAAGGAACAGGAGCUGCUAGUACAGAAACUGCAGGAGCAACAUCAGCACAUGGUGGCAAAAGAGAGGAGUCUCCAGGAAAAUAUAGCCCAGCUGACAAGAAGCUGAAGAGGGAAAGAGAAAACCUCGGAAAAGAGCAGAAUAUGAUGCUAGAGCAUAAGCUGAAGCUUUGAAGACAGUUUGGAGAAGGAAAAAAUGCAAAUGAUUUCAAAGUUCUCUUCCAUGGACAAUAUACAGUUUCCGGCAAAUCAAUCCAAAUAUAUCCAGACCAAGAAGCUCCAUCUGGAAUCAUUUAGUCACUGAGUUUGGCUUUUGGUUUCAGUUUCCUUCAGCGACAUUUCAAAAACCCCUUUCACUUUGCGUUUCCAUUUCAUAUUCUAAUCCUUUGUCCUCUGGCAGAGUGGGGUGAAGAGAAAAGAAAUCCCUAGGAUUGGUAAGGAAAAAAGAUAUCAGAAACCAACACAAAUAAACUAAGAGAAGGAGCGAGAACUCAAGUUUUCAAUGAAGCAGAUUUCUGAACAGCUCUAAAAGAUUUUUGCUACUGAAUUUACAGUUAAGGUGACACUAUGGACAUGGCCCCAUUGAAUCACAUGCUCGAACCCUUGUGCCUCAUCGAGAACACUAAUGGGCCACUGCUGGUUAAUCCAGAAGCUCUGAAGAUCCUGUCUGCCAUCAGACAGCCCAUUGUGGUGGUGGCUAUCGUGGGCCCCUACCGCACAGGAAAGUCCUACCUGAUGAACAAGCUGGCUGGGAAGAAAAAGGGAUUCUCAGUUGGAUCUACAGUGCAGUGUAGCACGAAGGGCAUCUGGAUGUGGUGUGUGCCUCACCCCAAGAAACCAAACCACACCCUGGUUCUUCUUGACACUGAAGGACUCGGAGACGUAGAGAAGGGCGGCAAGACAAAUGACACCCAUAUAUUUGUACUGGCACUACUAUUGAGUAGUACUUUUGUAUACAAUACCAUGAACAAAAUUGACCAUGGGGCUAUCAACCUCUUGCACUAUGUGACAGAACUGUCACAACUGCUCAGAACAGAUACCUCACCUGCUCUUAACGGGGUAGAUGAUGCAGCUGACUUUGUGAGAGUCUGUCCAGACUUAGUGUGGACUUUGAGAGAUUUCUACCUUGACCUGGAAGCAAAUGGGCAACGCAUCACAGCAGAUGAAUACCUGGAGAAUUCACUGAGGCCAAAGCAAGGCACCAACCAACAUUUUCAGAAUUUUAAUCUGCCCUGUCUGUGUAUACAGAAAUUCUUUCCAGUAAAGAAAUGCUUCAUUUUUGACUUGCCCACUCACCAGAAGAAGCUUGCCCAGCUUGAGACACUGCAUAAUGAUGAUCUGGAUCCUAAGUUUGUACAACAAGUGGCAGAAUUCUGUUCCUACAUCUUUAGCUAUUCCAAGACUAAAACUCUUUCAGGAGGUAUCCAGGCCAGUGGAUCUCAUCUAUGGAACCUAGUGCAGACCUAUGUCAAUGCCAUCAACAGUGGGGAUCUGCCCUGCAUGGAAAGUGAAGUCCUGACCUUGGCCCAGAUUAAGAACUUGGCUGCAGUGCAAAAGGCCAUUGCCCAUUAUGACCAGCAGAUGGGCCAGAAGCUGAAACUGCCCACAGAAACCCUCCAGGAGUUGCUGGACCUGCACAGGGCCAGUGAGAAAGAGGCCAUUGAAGUCUUCAUGAGGAACUCUUUCAAGGAUGAGGACCAAGGGUACCGGAAAAAAUUAGAGAUGCAGCUAGCAGCUAAACAGAAUGACUUUCAUAAACGAAACUUGGAGGCAUCACUGAAUCGUUGCUCAGCUUUACUUCAGGAUAUUUUUCAUCCUCUAGAAGAAAAUGUGAAGCAAGGGGUUUAUGCAAAACCUGGGGGGCAUUGUCUCUACAUUCAGAAGAGAGAAGAGCUGAAGGAAAAGUACAAUCAGGAGCCCAGGAAAGGAAUACAGGCUGAGGAAGCUCUUCAGAAAUAUUUAGAGUCCAAGGAGUCUGUGAGUGUUAUCAUUUUGCAGACAGACCUUGCUCUCACAGCAAUUGAAAAGGAUAUCAAAGGUUUAAAAGAAGAGUUUAUGAAGCCUGAAGCACAAAGGUUGAUGGAAAGUCUAACACAGCAUCAGCAAAUGAUGGAGCAGAGGAAGACAGUCCGUCAGGAACAAGUGAGACUAAUGGAGACAAACAGAGUAUACCAGGAGGCCCUGCAACAGAGGGCCAUGGAACGUCAGCUCCAGGAAGAGGUGAAAAGGCUCAAGGAGAGAUUCCAAGCUGAGAACAGACAACUUCACAAUGAGCUCCAGAAUCUUCUGAGGAAUGACUCACCAGAUGAUACAUGCAUCUUACUCUAAAGAGCUGAACACUAGAAUUCACUAAAGAUGCAAAGGAACAAGAAACUAUAGAACUUGAUACAAUCAUCAUUUAAAUAAACUUCGAUAAUUAUAUUGAA
Molecule: messenger RNA, 2632 nt
Organism: Odocoileus virginianus texanus
Lineage: Eukaryota; Metazoa; Chordata; Mammalia; Artiodactyla; Cervidae
Source: RefSeq, a predicted model, not a curated record